AUGUCGAGAAGCACGGCUGUCAGCAUCAACUUGGAUGACGUUUUUGGAAACGUUCCCACUUUAGCGUAUUCUUCCAACGAGAAGACUUCUGAGCCAAGCAGAAGCCGCAAGACAACUGCUUCAAGCGUUUCUACUGUUCGAGAAGUUCCGAUCGGAAAUGGUGUUCGCUCACAUGCUUCCACCGCUGUUGGCCACUCUGCUCCAGUCGUCAGUGCUCCACCACCAGUAGUCAAUGCUACCCCAAUUUCUCACUACUACGACGCCACCCCAACUUCUGAUCCACUCUUGGACUCGAUUUUCUCUGCUGUUACUCUGCCUUCGGUCAACUUGAACGGUGGGCACGACGACGCUCUUCGUCAUCUCGACGAAGCUCUCUACGGAGAAGACCACGAGUCCAUUGUGAGCGAGCCACCAUUCCAGGCUCCGAGCCACGUCAGCUCUUCGCAUGUUACUUCGCAUGUCAGUUCUCAGCGACCACAAUAUGCUAGCGGAAAUCACCCACAGAAUGCUAGUGUGGUAUCAAACGGAUCUGCAAAGCACGCUUACGAUGCAUACGGAUCUGAGCCAGAACCGGAUUACGGAGAUGAGAAAAGCGAUCAUUUCAAUCUUCAUCAUCAGUAUCCAGUGAGAAAUGUCAACAUUCACCGUGAUCGUUCAAACACCAUCGACAGCUCUGCUUCUUUCGCCGAGAGUCGUUUUGGACAAUUCGAUGUUCAUGAUGAUAACGAUCGUUACCACGGAGAGGAGAUCAACCUCCAUCACAACGAAGUCGCGUACGAGCGCCCAGAAUCUGGACAUGGUCUCAGCUCCCCUGGAAGUGUUCACUCACACCACACCCAAUCUUCAUUCCACACUGGAGGAACCCAAAAAUUGAGAAAUCUCCAACGUCAAGUUCAGGACGCUCACGUCAAGCAGGCACAACUCACUCAUCAAGUUGAUCGCCAACGCGCGGAUAAUGAUCGUGUCGCUCAUGCCAACUUGGCUCGUGAAGCAUCAUUGAAGGUCCACAACAUCGGGCAAGGAGCAAAGCCACUCGGAUACCACGUCCGCUCUUAUAGCCAUGAAAAUGAUAAUUAUCGUCAUCAUCUUCCACCACAACCGAAAUCUAGCCACUCUUCAAAGAGCGUCGACUCCAGCAUCUAUGAGGAGGAGGAAGUUCGUGUCAGUCCAUUGGCAGCCAAGCAAAAAGCUUCUGGAGAACAUAUUGCCAACAGUGGAAAAUAUGAACUUAUUGUCCCAGAGUACUACGUCGUGGAGAAUUUCUCCAAAAAUGAUAAAAUCAACAAAGUCAUCAUUGGAGGAGACGCACCAAGCAGCGACGAUGACAAAACUCUUCUUUUGUUCGGACCAAUCUCUGCUGGAAAGACUUCUGCUAUCACCAGCAUGAUGAACUUCUUGUAUGACGUCAAGAAGGAGAACAACUUCCGAUUUGUUUUGGACGAACAUGUGAACGCAACCACCGGACUCACCGCCUACGUAUUCAACAACACUGUUCUUCCGUACAACGUCACCGUUGUUGACACUCCUGGAGUUGAGGACAGAAUGGGAAACAAAACUGUUUCUCGAUUGAUCAAGCAGUGGUUUGAGAAGGAACUUUUGGAGUCAGGAGCAUUCCGUUUGGAUGCGAUCUCGAUUGUCUUGAAGCACGAUGAAAACCAAUUGGGAUGGCCAUUCAUCUAUGAAUUGGCUGAUGUGAAGAGAAUGUUCGGAGAUGACUUGAAAACCAACGUACUUCCAAUUAUCACCAACUCUGAAGUCCUCCCACAACCAAUUGCUAUCAAGAGUCUCACCCAAGCCAACAUUUCUUUCCUCGAAUACUACAAAGUCAACAACUCUGGAUUCGCCCCACUCCCAACUGGAAUUUCAAAACUUCAACACAACUUGUACUGGACCCACGGAACUGCUUCAUUGGAGAACCUUUUCAGAGAUUUGCAAGAGACCGUCCAUCCACUCGUUGCCAUUCUCCGACACAAUAAGGGACAAAAAGUCGAACAAGCACCAGUGUUCGCCGACAAAGUUUUGUAUUAA
Caenorhabditis remanei is the source of this 2028-nucleotide messenger RNA. RefSeq lists its product as uncharacterized. The transcript is spliced from 12 exons. The coding region runs from base 1 to 2028 and encodes 675 amino acids. NCBI's taxonomy places the organism in Eukaryota, Metazoa, Nematoda, Chromadorea, Rhabditida, Rhabditidae. The record is from RefSeq and is a predicted model, not a curated record.